Molecule: messenger RNA, 1932 nt
Organism: Aspergillus alliaceus
Lineage: Eukaryota; Fungi; Ascomycota; Eurotiomycetes; Eurotiales; Aspergillaceae
Product: prolyl hydroxylase family protein
Exons: 2
Coding region: 31-1485 (484 amino acids)
Biological process (GO): peptidyl-proline hydroxylation to 4-hydroxy-L-proline
Cellular component (GO): endoplasmic reticulum
Molecular function (GO): L-ascorbic acid binding; procollagen-proline 4-dioxygenase activity; iron ion binding
Source: RefSeq, a predicted model, not a curated record
GGCAAUCAACCAUCAACGGGUCAGAUAGCCAUGGCGAAGUCCAAAGCUGCCAAGCGCAAGCGCAGCGCGCAAGUUGACCUCCCACAAAAACUUCCAAAGGCCACAUCUACCCUGACGCCGCCUCCUGAUGGCGCAACCCUCGAGCCCAAGAAUCUCAAAACACUCAUCUCAGACGAUGAGCUCGACAUCACCAUUGAGACGCUCACGACUCUCGCACAAUAUCCCAAUUUGACUAAGUCGAAGGCAUGCAAGGAUCUCCGAGGCGCAGUCUAUGAUUUCCGUCAAGCCUGCACUACGGGCGUCAACACUGCUGAGGGCGCUAACCUGACAGCACGAAUAACCGGUGCUCUGGUCGACGAGAAAUACAUCGAUGCCAAGGUCUUGCUUGCCGAGAUGAGAAUCAGGGGCGAACAACCCAAGAUCGGAGCCUUGUGUCGCUGGGUGCGAGAUCUAGACGUUGUCAGCGGCCUCUCGACACAGCCCGGAGCAAGCGACCAUGUCCCUCUUGAUCGCAGCGCAAAGGACAUGCAACUCCUCAGCGUCCUCGAUGCCGUCCUGCGCGUCAGCACCCCGAUCGACACCAACCCAAAUGCAGUCGACUCAACCUCUCCCAUCGCCUUCCAGUCCAUCUGGGAUCUCCGCCCGUCGACCCCACCACUUCCAGUGUACGCUUCCGUCCUUGACAAAUCGAUCCUGGCCGAGGCGCCUCAGUCCUCCUCGGCCCUCCGUAUCAUCGAAACAACCCCCGGCCCACUCCGCAAGCCUCCGAACCACCACCCCGCCAUCCUCUACACCACUACCCCCAACGCCGUCCCGCUAGCUCCCGUCGGCCCCUCCAUAACAUACCACCCACACCCGGCUGUGCCAGGCCUCGGCCUCGCCACGAAUGUCCUCUCCGCUGCCGAGUGCAGGGCAAUCAUCGCAGCUGGUGAAUCCGUGAAUUUCUUACCCGACGCACCCCUCCGUGAAGAUGGCGACAUGAGCAUCCUGGCCCACAACUUCUACUGGGUCGUCGACACCACAUUCCAUGACAUGCUCUGGGCGCGAAUCUCUCCUUACGUACCGCCCUCGAUCAACGGCCGCCUCGCCCGCGGCAUCAAUCGGCGCUUCCGUGUGUAUCGAUACGUCCCCGGCGCCGAGUACCGGUGCCACAUUGACGGAGCCUGGCCGCCGUCCGGCAUCCUCCCCGACGAUACAUAUGUGUACGACUCCUCGCCUGAAGACAAGAAGCAGAGCUCCAUGUACACCUUCUUACUGUACCUGAACGACGAAUUUGAGGGCGGAGAGACGACCUUCUUUCUACCCGCUGCGCGGGAGGGAACUCUUAAUGCGUACCCUGUGCGACCUGUGAUGGGCGCCGUUGCGAUGUUCCCGCAUGGAGAGUCGAACGGGGCAUUGCUGCAUGAAGGGACUGGGGUAAGGAAGGGCGCGAAAUAUAUUGUCAGAAGUGAUAUCGAGUAUGACGUUAAGCCUUACGAAGAGUGAUGAUCACGAUACGAAUUAUGUUGAAUUUAAUUUUUCAACAUCAAAUGGGCGUGUUGGAGUUAUUUAAUGGGUUGUAUUAAAAAGACCAUGAGAUAAAUUGGUUAUAGGGUAUAUUAUAUAUAUAUAUAGCCUGAGAACAGAUAGCAGGUAUUAUAUAUUUUCCUUUGCAUUUUUAACUAUUGUACUAUUCAAGGUGUUACCCUAGGUAAGUAUGGACCCAAAUUGGAUCCUUAUUUUAAUACUAAGCAAGGAAAAACGUGGUCGCCGUUGAUAUACAGUAGUAGAUUGAUGCUUUGACAUGUAUAAGAUUUGGGCUGUUAUCAUGUUCCCCCAUCCGUUGACUACUUUGUCAGAAAGAGUACAUACGGCCAUAGUAUGCGGAGGGGUGGGCUUCCUGUCUGGUCAUGUAUACUCAAACCACCUAUGUGGAGUAACUCUUUAAUGACG